AUGGCGGCGCCCAGCGUCUGGGCUCUUCGGGGCUGCCCCGGCCGGGAGUGGUCGCGGCUGGUGCGGGGCUGCGCGUGCCCCCGGCUGGGCGGCGCCCGGCCCGGGGGCCCCCUGGGAGCGCGGCUCCUGUCCCGAGAGGCGCGGACGGCGGAGACCCACUUCGGGUUCGAGACGGUGUCGGAGCAGGAGAAGGGGGACAAAGUAUACCAGGUGUUCGAAAGUGUGGCCAAGAAGUAUGAUGUGAUGAAUGACAUGAUGAGUCUCGGCAUCCAUCGAGUUUGGAAGGAUUUGCUGCUGUGGCGGAUGCACCCACUUCCUGGGACCCAGUUGCUGGACGUUGCUGGUGGCACAGGCGAUAUUGCGUUCCGAUUCCUCAGCUACAUUCAGGCGCAGCAGCAGAAGAAGCAGAAGCAGCAGUUACGGGCCCAGCAGAACUUGUCCUGGGAAGAAAUCGCUCAAAAGUACCAGCAGGAAGAGGACCCCUUGGGCGGUUCCCGGGUGGUGGUGUGUGACAUCAAUAAGGAGAUGCUCAGGAUCGGGAAGCAAAGAGCCUGUUCCCGGGGAUACAGAGCUGGGCUUGCGUGGGUCGUAGGCGAUGCCGAAGAGCUGCCCUUUGAUGAUGACAAGUUUGACAUUUACACCAUCGCCUUUGGAAUCCGGAACGUCACACACAUUGAUCAGGCUCUCCAGGAGGCCCACCGAGUCCUGAAGCCAGGAGGACGGUUCCUGUGUCUGGAGUUCAGCCAAGUGAACAAUCCCCUCGUCUCUAGGCUCUAUGAUCUGUACAGUUUCCAGGUCAUUCCUGUCCUGGGAGAAGUCAUCGCAGGAGACUGGAAGUCCUACCAAUACCUUGUAGAAAGUAUCCGGCAGUUCCCGUCUCAGGAGGAGUUCAAGGAAAUGAUAGAAGAUGCCGGUUUUCAGAAGGUGACUUACGAAAGUCUCACGUCAGGCAUCGUGGCCAUUCAUUCUGGCUUCAAACUGUGACUCCUUUUCGUUCUGAAGCACGAGACACUCAUGUCCUGUCAGAGUCCUGAAUGAAGGUGACCCUCAGCAGAACAUCUCCUCUCCUCUUUGGGAUUUGUGGACACCUGUUCUGAAAUGACCAGUCUCAAAGUGGGGGACGGGGCCGGAGCGGUUGACACAGCAGGGAGGGCACAUGCCUUGCACGUGGAUGACCUGGGUCUGAUCCUCAGCAUCCCAUCUGGUCCUCCAAGCACCGCAGGAGUGAUUCCUGAGUGCAGAGCCAGGAGUAAUCCCUGAGCAAUGCCAAGUGUGACCCAAAAGUAAAAAAGGAAGUGGAAGAAGCACACUCGGGUCACUUGGCUGCAGCUGGUAUCAGCAGCUGCCUUUAAGCCUUCACCCACCGUCUCAGGUGUCUGUUUUUUGCUUUCCUUCUCAUUUUUCUUGGCUGCCUAGUGUUUGGAUAAGGUCAAACCACCACUAGCUCUUCAUCUAUUGGUAUCAUAUUUAAGUUCUGGUGCUGCCUUCCGGCAUCAUUCUAACUCAUCGAAGAUUUGAACAAAAAAUAUGACCUGUCACUGAGUCAAUCUUGCAGCCUGGGACGGUUUGUUAAGCCAAGACCCAGUUCACAGGGCUAACGCAAGAAUUACGCCCUGGCCCACUACCUGAGCCUACAGCGUGCCUGGUGUUUGUCAUUUUCUUCUUGGAGGUGAGGGAAAUAUCUUUUAUCUUUUACCCAGUGUCUGUCAUGAGAAUAACUUGGCCCUUUUGAAAGUACCAGCUAACUCUUGCUUUCUUACUUUAUACACCGAUUUGCCUUCAGAACACACUUGAAAAAAGGAUUUUAUAACAAAGUGAAAUUUGAAUGUUUAGCUCCAGUUCCCAGGGGCAGCGGUG
Messenger RNA from Sorex fumeus (smoky shrew), 1857 nucleotides. RefSeq names its product coenzyme Q5, methyltransferase (gene COQ5). The transcript has 7 exons. The record is from RefSeq and is a predicted model, not a curated record. Bases 1 to 984 code for a protein of 327 amino acids. NCBI's taxonomy places the organism in Eukaryota, Metazoa, Chordata, Mammalia, Eulipotyphla, Soricidae. Gene Ontology annotation, molecular function: methyltransferase activity. Gene Ontology annotation, biological process: ubiquinone biosynthetic process.